Molecule: messenger RNA, 1255 nt
Organism: Haliotis rufescens (red abalone)
Lineage: Eukaryota; Metazoa; Mollusca; Gastropoda; Lepetellida; Haliotidae
Product: A disintegrin and metalloproteinase with thrombospondin motifs 20-like
Exons: 5
Coding region: 13-966 (317 amino acids)
Molecular function (GO): zinc ion binding; metalloendopeptidase activity
Source: RefSeq, a predicted model, not a curated record
UCUUCUCCCAGAAUGAUGCUGGCCCUGAUACUUCUACAAUUUGUCACUGUUACAGGGAACACUGUCAUCCAACACAUAUUUGACAGACAAUCUACACUAAACAACCUUGAAGCUCAAGAGACUCCAGCCAGUAUCAACCAAGUUCGCUCUGAACUGAUUUGUGUAAGCCUCUGUUCCAGGGAUGACACCUGCGCUGCUGUGACGUUACAAGAUGGUCAGUGCUCCAUCUACCGCUCAUCCUUACUGACAUCUGGAAAGGCAAAACCAGGCGCCAGGACUUUGGUCAAGAAACAAGAUCAACUCGAUUCAGGAAAGCCAGUCCGUUCCUGCUCCGAUGUGAAGAAGGUUGACCCCAACGCAGGAGAUGGGGAAUACUGGAUCCACACUGAUGCCCCAUCUUUUAUCGGAUAUCCAUCAAAGAUAUUCUGCCACAACAUGAGCUCUGGAUCUCCCCAAGAGUUCGUGACUCUACCAUUCACAAACACAGCAGUGUAUCCUCAACUAACGAACCGAUACUGCCGGCAAGAAACGACUGUCAUGACUGGUAACGGAAUACCAAACGUUGGUACAACGCAUUUCUCUAAAAUCCGAGUCAAUAUUACGACAAUGGCUAUUGUUCGUGAUGAUUUCACCUUCACAUCUGGAACUGGAACACAACGCAAGUAUGGGGAGGCCAAGGACUGUUACACCGAAUAUAGUGAGUCCAGAAGUUGUACUCCCAAAGGCACAUUCAACAUCAACACUACAGGAACUGGCAUGAUCAUUGAUAAAAAGCAUGAAUGGAAGACCAUGAAUUGGAAGCCAUUCCCUCCGUCAGUGACCAGGUCAGCUGAUGGUACACAGAUAGACUUGCUAUGUGGUGGUUACUGCGGUGGAUGUGGACCAGUUGGGGGAAUCUUGCUGUUGCAGCCUAACCCGAAUGAGAACCUUCCACCAGAAGAUGCUGGGUCCCUGUAUUUCAAAUAAUAGGAUCACCCAUUGCAAUAGGUGGAGUUGUCAAGGAAGAUUGGAUAUAAAUCACCACAGAAACGAAGGGUCCUUUCCAAAUGUCCUAAUUCUUAAUAAAUUGUAAUACGAUAUCCAUAUGACAUGGGCUUGCAAUAUACAUUUCAUUUGGUCGACACAUCAGCACUUAUUUAUCCAGGUUUUGGAAUACAGUCAAGUCCCGUUAAUCCUACAUCGACGGUUGCAUAUGAUUAUGUCGGAUUAGCGAAAGGUUGUUCUGACGUGACUUGAAAUGGGAUGUCCUCGUCGA